GUAAUAUCUGGUCACUUUCUGUGUGAUCGAAAAGUAGGCACCUAUGUAGAAGUGGAAAUGUACGGUCUUCCAACUGAUACAAUUCGAAAAGAGCAUCGAACUCGAACCGUGCCAGCCAAUGCGCUCAAUCCGGUCUAUAAUAGUGAUCCCUUCGUCUUUCGAAAGGUAGUAUUGCCCGAAUUAGCGGUACUUCGUUUUGCGGUUUACGAUGAGAACGGCAAGCAGUUGGGACAACGUAUAUUACCUUUGGAUGGUCUGCAGGCUGGUUAUCGUCAUAUCACGCUUCGAACAGAAUCCAACCUGACAAUGAUUUUGUCUGCGUUAUUCGUGCAUAUCGUUAUCAAAACUUAUGUGCCAGAUGAAUUGAGUGAAGGCAGUCCAUAA
Molecule: messenger RNA, 384 nt
Organism: Anisakis simplex (herring worm)
Lineage: Eukaryota; Metazoa; Nematoda; Chromadorea; Rhabditida; Anisakidae
Source: the annotation of a GenBank genome assembly